Messenger RNA from Gryllus bimaculatus (two-spotted cricket), 711 nucleotides. NCBI's taxonomy places the organism in Eukaryota, Metazoa, Arthropoda, Insecta, Orthoptera, Gryllidae. The record is from the annotation of a GenBank genome assembly.
UUUAUGUGGUUAAAUUUAGGUUUAAGAUAAACUUAUUUUUGUUAUCGUUAUUGUUACUUUGUGGUUACUCUUUGGAGGGUUUCGUGUGAUAUUUGCGCAGGAUAUCAUGAUGUACAGCUGCCACAGCGCCGUUUCCAGUGUCCCUUUCUUCAGCGAUCUGCCUUUGGAUGUGAUGGUUCGCAUCGUCCUCUGCCUGCGAAAUGAGAUCUUCAUGGAGAACGAAGUUGUGGUGCAAGCGGGCACGACUGGCAAUUCCAUGUACUUCAUUGCCGCAGGGACGGUCGUCGUCUUUUCUGCCAGUGGCAAUGAGAUUUGCCACCUGCAAGACGGCGCCUUCUUCGGGGAGAUCGCGAUGCUGUCGGGCGACGAGACGCGCAUCGCGAGCGUGGUGGCCGUGGAGACGUGCGAGCUGUACUGCCUGGACCGCGACGACUUCCUGAGCACGGUGGCCGCGCACCCGGACCUGCUCAAGCGCAUGGAGGAGACGGCAUUGUACCGCCUCGACCAGACAGAUACCUGUGGUGUAAUUCGUUGCAGAAGGAGUGUCAUCAAGAUCAUGCUGUGUGUCAUUCACAAGUGGAACAUCCCUUCGUUCUUCACUCUUCUUAUCUUCGUCUUCAACCACAUUGUGUGCUGCACCUUUAAUGGGUCAGAAUAGAUGUAUUCAUUGCAAACUACGAGGUGCAUCCAGAAAGUAAGUUUCUCUUGGCC